Molecule: messenger RNA, 603 nt
Organism: Meloidogyne enterolobii
Lineage: Eukaryota; Metazoa; Nematoda; Chromadorea; Rhabditida; Meloidogynidae
Source: the annotation of a GenBank genome assembly
AUGAAAGAUUCGAAUAAAAAUUUGGAAAAAGAAGUUUUUAAUGUUAAAAAUAAAAAUAAAAUUGUGUUAGAAAAAGGAGAAACGAGUAAAAGUAAGCAAACUAAAAAUCCAAGAAUUAUUCGAAAAUACAAAGCUAGAAAAAGUAAAGCAUUAGAAGAUGAGAAAAUUGCUGAAGAAAUUGCCCUUGAAGUGCUUAAUAGCAAGUUUAAUGAGAAUAAUAUGACUGAAGAUGCUUUGAAAAUAAAUGAGAAUAUUGAAAAUAAAAAAGAUAAACAAAUUAUCGAAACAAAUCAAAUAAUUGGUAAAGACAAAGAAAAUAUUCAAGAACCAAUAAUGGAGGAUAAUGAAAAUUUAAACGAAGAAACAACAGAAAAUGACUCAAUGAAUCAUUCUCAACACAAUAAAAUAAUUGAUCACCCACAACAAGAACACCAAGAAGUUGAACAAAUGGCAAUAGAAAAUAAUGAACAAACAGAGAAAUUAGAUGAUGAAUUUGCCGAAUUAUCAGAUAUUGAAGAGGGUAAAAUCAACACAACUAGCAAAGUAUCAUUGAAUGAUGCGUUUACGAUGAAUUCAGCUGUCGAUAUGGAAUUUGGUAAUUAA